Messenger RNA from Toxotes jaculatrix (banded archerfish), 6085 nucleotides. RefSeq names its product vasohibin 2 (gene vash2). The record is from RefSeq and is a predicted model, not a curated record. The transcript is spliced from 9 exons. Gene Ontology annotation, biological process: regulation of angiogenesis. Lineage: Eukaryota; Metazoa; Chordata; Actinopteri; Toxotidae. Gene Ontology annotation, cellular component: cytoplasm. The coding region runs from base 815 to 1927 and encodes 370 amino acids.
GCGAGUAGGACCGUUUUAUUCCUAGUGAUUUAAUCAUGUGAGGGGACUGAAGAAGCCUUUUGUUAUCAACAUGAAGUCGGAUUUUCUGAAGAGGUAGUUGAUACCGAGGCGCCGUGCAGGGUGCUGACGGGGAGGAAUGCACCGAGCAGGUCAUUUUCCCGGACUAGGGUGGUGGGAGGCAACGGCCCCCGCAGUGUUGUGAGACUGAAGCUAGAAGAGCGGUCUUAGCUAGCUAGCAAAAACAGCAGGACUUCCGGAUGGGAUUUUCAAAAUGAAAAAGGCUCCCAGGAGAACUGGAUUUGUUUGGUGUGAAUUACAGAGACAAUGCUCUUACUGAUGCACAUAAAACCAUCUCAGACGAAGAAGUGCGGGACUCAUAAGUUUGCGGCAACGAUUCGUUACUCGUAAUCUUAAAAUACGCAAGAUUGACAAACGUACCGUUUUUACUUUGAAGUGGAGCUUAUCAUAUUUCCUCCCCAACGGCCGCUAGCUCUCUGUAACUUGACGUAUACAAGAAGGGGUGAAGUUACAAAGCCUCCAACCAAAACAAGACUUUAGAGCCUGUGGUGGACAACGACGCUUUGUUAUGAAUGGGACCUACCUCGUCUCACUGUGUGUUUUUCGACUCAAAUGCCGUUUAAACCGACGGGCCCGCCGUUUGUCUGAAAGCCGGUGGAGCCCCGGUGGAAAAUACGGUUUUCCGUUGAAGAUCAAAAUGUACCGUUCGACACUGACAAACGAGGAGAAGCUUUCGUAGCUGGAGGAGGAUUUCCUUCCCUGACUUUUCCUCCUCCUCUUGGCCCUCCCGGGAUCAAUGACCGGACCCAACUCCCCAAGCCGAACCGGCACCUCCCCGGCCAAGCUGAGCAGGCAUGGCCGGUCAAAGAGCACCAGCUCACACUGUCUCCUCCGCUGCAGCACCCAGGAGGAAUCCUCUGCCUCUCCCCCUAAUAACAGUUCCCGGUCCCCUGGGGAAGAAGAGGAGAAGGAUGGAGGAGUUCUCUUCUAUGUUAACCGGACGGGUUUUCCCAUUGAAAGCAUCACUUGGGAGAGGAUGUGGUCCCAUGUGGCCGCUGUGCACCCUGAGGGCCAAGAGAUGGUGGACAGGAUACGAAACGCUGCAUACCUUCCCAAGCAUCCUGUCCCCUCAGUCCCAACCUUCAAGCCGUCCAUGUCGGUCCCCGACUGGCUGGUGGCCAUCCAGAACUACAUGAAGGCUCUGCAAUACAACCACACAGGAACCCAGUUCUUUGAAAUCAAGAAGAGCCGUCCAUUGUGUGGGUUAAUGGAGACUGCAAGAGAGAUGAUCAGGGAGUCUUUGCCAAUCAAAUGCCUCGAAGCCGUCAUCUUGGGAAUCUAUCUGACCAACGGCCUGACAUCUCUUGAGCGUUUCCCCAUCAGCUUUAAGACCCAGUUUUCAGGCCACUGUUUCCACCACGUUGUGCUGGGCGUCUACUGCAACGGUCGCUAUGGAUCGCUGGGCAUGAGCCGCCGCCAGGAUCUGAUGGACAAACCGUUGACCCACCGCACACUGGGAGAACUGGUGGCUGAGUUUGAGAGCUCCUACAAGAGAUACCAGCACACUCUGAAGAAGGUGAAGAUCGGCCUGUAUGUGCCUCAUGACCCCCACGUCUUCCAGCCAAUCGAAUGGAAGCAUUUGGUGCUGAAUGCUGCCAGACUGGGAGCUCAGGAGAUGAGGAAGGAGCUGGAGAAACAUGGUCGGGACAUGAGGAUGAAGAUCCUGAAAUCUUCCAGCGCCCAGUCACCAAUCAAAGAGCGGAGCCGGGGAAAAUCCUUAUCACCACGGCGACGACAGAGCAGUCCCCAGCGACGCUUCACACACCGCAGAGACAAAUCGCCGGCCUCGGUGGAGAGGAAACCCCCGGAGCUCAGCACUCUCAACGAUGGCUACCAGAUCCGCAUCUGAUGCUCUCCCUCCACCUCCCAGACAUGUUCGGCCGUCCCACAUCCGUCCAAACGUCUCAGCCAGCCACCAGCAGGAGAAGUCACUACAGCACGGACUCAAACAAGGUGGAUGAUGAACACACAAAAAAUAUGUUACAAGAGCUUUUCUGAGCUUUAACAGGAAAAACUUCUUUAAAGCUGAGACAUUCUGGUCUGGCGUCUAUACUUCGAGGUGUUUAUCUGUUUAGUAUCCAUGGAUCCAUGACAGUGUCAACACACGGCCUGAGAAUGGCUGCUUCUUUUUUUUUUUUUUCUAACCGACACAUUUCAGUCAUGUAGCUGAAACACUUCACCUCUGAUGUCGGAUACGUUCAGAUGAAGUGAUCAGUUUAUUUCUAGAUUUCCAACAUUUCAGUCAAAUGGUGAUAAGAAAUCUGCGGCGGAGAGCCGUCGUGUCCUGACAACAUGUGACCCCCUCAGAGACCAUGUGUCGUAGAGAAGAGCUAGAACAGGAGCAGUUAUUACUAUUACUAUUACUACUAUUACUAUAUAGCAGUGACAAUGCUAUUUGUAUUUCCACUACAAAUAGGUGAAGGUGUUUACCCUCAAUUAGCACAAAACACAGCUGAGAAAAAUCUGAACUUAUUGGUGGUGUAAAAUGAGAAGUUAUCAUAGUUCCUCUGCUGAGAAUUUGGACAGUUAAUAUGUUUUGUGGCGGUGACUUUACAGGUUUUCAUUUUGUCAGUUCACCGACAUGGCAGUGUUCACCUGGAGGCUACAGGGAGACAAAGGCAGCAUGAGAUCAGAAGGAAACAGGAGAUUGACAGGUGUAGCUGUUACCUCACUGAUCCUCACAUACCUGCGUAACCACUGCAGCCCAUUGGUUUCACCUUUAAGAAAAAGAAGAAAUGUUCAGAAGUUACGUUUUAGUUACACUGACUUUGCCAAAACCUUGCCAAACCAACAGCAGUUUAAAUAAGAUGACUAAGUAGACUUCUAUAUGCAGAUGCUAUUGAUCAGUGGACGAGUUUCGAAUAAGGAGAGGACGUUCAAUGAAGAAUGCAGGGAAAACAAAGAGGCAGAGUCGAUGGAGUGGAAAGGGGGAGGAUAAAACAGAGGAAGAAGAGGAGAGGGGGAGAAGAGUGAGGAGAGGAUUCACUGCAGAAGAUCAGAGAACGAUCGUUAGAGCACUGCGGCAAACCUCUGUCUCUCAUUCCCGCUUCUUCUGCCCUCUGUUGACACAUAACUGAAUAUAUAACCACGGCUCUGUUUCCAUCCAACGUCAGAGAGAAACUCUGCAGACUCUUCUCUUCUCUUGAACUAGAAGUUAUUGUUCUUUGGUGUUUACAGCCAGUGGUCACAGCAGUCAGUGCUUUAAAGAAACACAAAACAGUACUGUAACAAGAAAUAAGUGGUGGCUGAAACACUGUUCAUUCAAAGUCCAUAUCAUUAUUUAUUUAGCACACUGAUUCCUGUUAUGUGUAUUUGGAAGGGAAAGCAUCAGGUGUUGGAUGGAAAACAAGCCGUAGGUUAAGCUGCAGGAUGGUUUACGUGUGGAGUAGUCACACUGAAAAAUGACUACACCAACGUUACUAAACUUCCACAAACAGUCUAGAUCAGAGCCUGAGAGUCGGGACCAGGAAGAAUCUGAGGGGUCACCACUGAUUAAAGGGAUGAGAAAGAAAAUCAAAGCUGUGGAGGUUAAAGGUGGUGAGGGCCGUGGGGUCAGGAUCCUCUGAACAGCUCUAACUGUUGGUCACAAAAUGAUUGAGAUUUGUCAUGUUUUAAUCUCUGAUGAGACAAAGGACACGGCUGCAAGUCUGCAACACGAGGGGUGAAAAACGUCAAAGUGUUUGUGUUAAAGGACUUUUUCAAUCAGUAAAUCAUAUUUUCAUUUCAGUGCAGGAGACAAAUGAGAGUCAGGAAACUGGAAGUUCCCAGAGCGGCUCGAUCGAUCGUCCUUCCGCUCUGUGAAGCUUCAGUACCAAGUGACCUAUGAGAGUCUAUUCAGUACUGUAUCCUCUGUUUUGUGCUCGUAUGCAUGAUGUAUCAUGAGGAUUGUCCAAAAAUCAAAUCAAGCCUAAAUGUGAUUGUUUUUUGGAUUCUCCUGUUGAGGCCUUCGAUGAAUCACAGCUAAGAAGCUUGAAAUCUCACGUGUCCAGUAUGAUACUCAUAGAUGAUUUCAGCCAUUUCAACCACCAGUAAACACAUGCAAAUCCGAAAAUACCACAUAUCACAGCCAGAGAUAAAUCAGUAUUCAGUUCCUAUCACUGUACAGAUGCUGUUAGGUGUCAGUGCAUCUACGUUUAUUUGUGUUUGUUAAAUCCACAGAAUGUGAAGUUUUAUACCUUCAGUCUGAGAACUGUAGAAGUCAGUUUAGAAGUACAGCCACCGUGCUCGGCUGCUGGUCUCUGACCUGCUCUGUUCACAGAAUUAUGGGGCUAGAUGCUUUGCUCAGGGGCAUCUUUAGUGGAGCUAAUGGGAAAAGAAAAUAAAUCCAUGAUUUAAAAAAGGCUAGCGCUUGGCUACUUAGAACUGAAUUGGCGAUACAACUAUUUGCCUUUGAGAUACUUAAAAAAAAAAAAUAAAAAAAACUGACUUGUGUAGUUUUCAUCUGAAGGAUUAACAUGGAAGAAGAUUGUCUUUUCCAAAACCAGGCAUGAAGAUUAUCUUUGUUCAGUAAAGCUGCAUCAGGCAAUUUAAGAUUUUUAGUUUUGGUAAAAAUAAAAUCCACGGGACACCGUUAAUGGGAAGGGGAACUGGGUUUACUUGAAGCCAAUUUGUGAUUCAAACUGAUGUGAAGGGUCUGUUUUUAUAAAUGCUGCCUGUUGUAGCUUUAACUUUAGCUCUAACAGAGUGAAGAUGAUCUUACAUACCUGUUCAGGAGUCUGUGUCCAGAUUAUUUUCAUCUGAUUGUUCUGUCACUUUUCUUUGAAUGUGUCACGGUGUCUUCUCACUCACAGAACCAGUGUGUUUUGUUGCCAACUGAAAUGUACAAACAUUUUAUAUGAGCUUUUUGGAUAAACAAUAAGCUAUGCACACGCUGUGUUGGAGAGCAGACUGUGACAAAACAAAAAAAAACAAAAAAAACUAAAAUCUUUGUCUUCCACAGUUCGAAUGAUGGUGGAAGGUGUUUAUGGCUCAGUCUACACAAAAACAAACCACAUUUUCAACCACGUGUACAGAAACAUCUCUUGGUCAUUUACAAUAAUUCUACUCGCCAAGUAUGACCAGGUCCCCUCAGCAGCUUUCCUUCAGAGUAUAAAACACAAAACCUACAGCUUCCUCUCUGUGUAGAUCCAGCCUGAGCCAUUAUCACUGAUUCAAGGUGCUGUGAGAAAAAGCAGAAUAUUUAUACAUAUUUCUGUUGUUCGGCCAGCAGUGGACCAGAGCACAACCCAGAGAGAGAGAUCUGACAGUCACAUCUCCAACUCUGGCACAAACCAACCAGCUCAACAUGUUAAUAUUUGUAUUGAAAGUUAUGUGUUGAUACUUUCUACAGGCUCAAUGUUUGGUAGCAUUAAAAAAAAAAAAAAAAAGCACAGUGCUGCUUUGCUUUUUUGAGUAUUAAGUCCUUUUUCUCACUGGAGAACAAAAACAUAGAAAUGAUGCAUUUUCAUACUGAAGAAGCAGCGGAUCUCAGAGUGAAUUUUUCAGCAAUGGCAAACACUUAUUUUCUGACUGACAUUCGUGUAUUUUUGGAUCUAAACAAAUGGAGAUUCAGCGGUUACUAAGGGCCUAAAGUUCACUAAUCUCUCUCGAUGCACAAAUAACCACAAAGACUUUGGGUUCAAAGACAAAACUCACAGCUGCAGUUCUGGGGUUUUCACCCAACAACAAAGACAAACUACCUGACUGCUCAGUGCGGAUGCAGAAACUGCCAGGCCGUGACUGGAGUCGCAGAGGACAUUAAGACAUCAGCCUGAAAACAUGACACUCAAUGUAGCAACUGAGAUCUGUUGUUAUGUCAGUUUGCAAUAGAGACUUCUGUGCUUGAUAGUUUAUCUUAUUGAAUGUUUCCUUUUUUGUUUGUAUUGUUUUUUUUGUUGUUGUUUUUUUUAUUUUAAAGAUUAUCUUUGGAGUUUUGCGUUCUAAAAUCUGUUAUAUCAGGACAUUUGGGUUCGAUUCACUGAUUGUACACUAUGAUUUUGAAUGAGAAGCAUUUGUUAAAAAUGAAAAA